AUGGCUUCCGCAACCAACAGCACCCCUCAGCUCAGCUCAAAGUCGCCGACAAUCCGGCGCAUUCUCCGAGAAGCUGCUGAAAUGUCCAACUCCCCAUCGCCAGACUACAUCGCCGAGCCCCUCGAAUCCGACCUCUUUGAAUGGCACUUCACCCUCCGAGGGCCGCCCAACUCGUCCUACAGCGAGGGCGUGUACCACGGCCGCAUUGUCUUGCCGCCGACGUACCCCCUGCGACCACCUAGCUUCCGUUUCACCACCCCCAACGGUCGCUUCGAGGCCAACCGCGAGAUAUGUCUGAGCAUCAGCGGUCACCACGAGGAGACCUGGCAGCCCGCGUGGGGGAUCCGGACGGCUAUAGUCGCUCUCAGAAGCUUCAUGGAGACUGACGCGCGGGGCCAGCUGGGUGGCCUGGAUACGACCGAUGCAGUCCGCCGGCGGCUUGCCCGCGAGUCUGGCUCCCACGCGUGCGCGACGUGUGGCCGCACCAACACCGACAUCAUCGCCGAGUCCGAAAAGAGAGCGCGCGAGCAUUCGUCGUUGACCCCCGAGGAGGUGCAGGUGCCCCAAGAACUCAGCAUGGGCUGGAAGGACGAAAUGCAGGCGAGGAAAGAUGCCGAUUCGAAGGCAGAGCAGGGGCCCGCUAGCAAUGCGACGCCCACAGCAAGCAGAGAUGACGAAUCUGACGGUGCAGAACUGGCUGAGGGCUUCGUCCGGACGGCACCGCCCGCACGACACGCCGAAGAUACAAGGCAAACAGUGUUACCAACGGCUCCUCCAAAUCAGGCGGCUCAUGUGCAGCGCUUGCCCGCCGCUCCUGGGCAAGCCAACGACCGGCAUGGACGCCCCCAGCUCCACCAAAUCCCUGGUGCCCCUAACGAUGGCGUUCCUCUGUGGAUUGACCGGGCCAUUGUUGCCUUGGUUAUACUCCUGGGCGCCGUACUUUUCAAGGUCUUGUUUGGUUUUUGA
Purpureocillium lilacinum is the source of this 966-nucleotide messenger RNA. RefSeq lists its product as uncharacterized. NCBI's taxonomy places the organism in Eukaryota, Fungi, Ascomycota, Sordariomycetes, Hypocreales, Ophiocordycipitaceae. The record is from RefSeq and is a predicted model, not a curated record.